Messenger RNA from Gasterosteus aculeatus aculeatus (three-spined stickleback), 4175 nucleotides. The record is from RefSeq and is a predicted model, not a curated record. Lineage: Eukaryota; Metazoa; Chordata; Actinopteri; Perciformes; Gasterosteidae.
UCGAGGACUCACUGACAUCUAGCGGUGUUUUUUAUAAUGGCAGAUCAGAUAAGAUAAGAGUUUACUUUCAUAUCUCUGACAGUGUACUAAAAGUUAUACCUACCGUGUUUGACAAGCCGACUAAAAUACAGCUGAUGUCAUAAUAAAACCAAAUUAUUUACAUAAGGUCCAUAGGCGAAGCGAAAAGAAAGGCUAGCGUAACGCUAGUCGGUGCCAUGUUGCGGCAAGUUUAAUAAUGUUUGUUGGUAAGGUUAACAAGUAAGUACACUGACAUUUUGCUUUGGUUUCUAAAACCAAUACAGAAGAACUCAAGGACAGAUAUAAUUAAAAAUAACAAUGUAUUUUCCUUGUGGUGGAUGUCGUGCUAGCUAGCUUACUUAUUAGCCUGCCCCGUCUGUUUCAUGGUUGCCUAUAGCAACAACAUGAUGCUUUGCGACCUUCAGACAACCAAUAUAGGAAGGAAUGUGUCUCUUUUCGGUCCGUGAAGGCCGAUUGAAUAUGAAUAUGACGAAAUACUUCUGCAUAGUAGAAUUAUGUAUGACUUAUUAAAAGACAGAGCGCAGGUUUGUAGUCGAGCUCGGAUUUAACGUUCACAUGGUAAUUAACUUAAUGGACGCGCGACGUUUUUUGAGGAGCGUGAAGAGGAAACAGCCGAAUAUCUAUCACUCAAGUCGGGUCGAGGGUUGGUAAUAAAACCAGCGAGGUGUGAAUAUGCCUCCAGCAUCAGCAGCACACACGAUACCCACACACCCAGACACAGGUUUAGGUUUUUGCUUGCUGCUGGGCACUGACUAUGAAAGGAAGAAGAAGAAACUUCAGCAGGAGCUUCAGCUGGACUACGAACAUCAUGCUGCCAAGAUAAAGGAUCUGAAAGCUGGUGAACCUCCAACCCAAACCCACGGUGUCUCCCUCCCUAUCGACGAGAAGAUAUCGGUUCAGGAAAAACUAAGAGAAGAAAGACGUAGAGAAUACAAUCUAUUCCUACAAGAAAAGGCUCAAAUUGAAGCGUUCAAGAGGGGAAACCCUCCCGUCACUUCAAAGACCGGACCGGUGCGAGCUACAAACAAAUCUCCUCCCAGGGAGCGCCCUGCAUCCAGGAGAGAUGCUGCCAGUCUGACUGAGCCAGCGGAUCAUGGAGAAAGCUCCGGGACUUGGGGCCCAGGGCGUCGGAGACAAAGGCGCUGGCAUCUCAACAGACCAAAAGAGCCUCACAGCUCCGAUGAGGAGCCAAUGAGGGAGCGCUCUGCCUCCAGGAGAGAUGCUGCCACCCUGACUGACGCAGGAGAAAGCACAGGGACUCUGGGGCGAAGGCGUUGGCAACUCCACAGACCAAAUGAGCACUACGGCUCUGAGGAGGAGUCAAUCAUCAUCACGGACAGAGAAGAGGAGUCGGAGUCGAGGCGCAGCAGGCGACGAGACCAACUCCCUCUUGAAAGAGACGAGAGGAGAACCAGUGAACACACAGCUAACAGUGAAAUGCAAGUCAGCAUGAGGACGCCUGCGAGAUCCAGAGCUGCUACCAGUGAUGAUAUAGCCAAUUUUGCCACUGGACUAAUGAUUGGAGCAUCAGAAGACCGGGCAGCCUCUCAGAUGAGGAAAGAACAGUACCAACAAGAUCUGCUGAGACAAAUUUCUGAACGGCAGAGGAACAAAAUCAGGGAGAAGAACCUUGAGCUGGGGAUUGCCACCCAUGGAGCAAAAGAUCAGGAGAAACUGCAGUUGGGGGCUGUGAACCGGCGAUACGACGGCGGGAGACGACGUGUUUCCCGAGAGGACACGGAGCAGAGAGCUGCCCCAGGAAUGUCUCAUCUGGACUACAGUCCAGCUCUCAGUCAGCUCACAGAGACGACCGUGUCGGGAACAAGAUUGCCACAAGGUGCCCCCACCAUGAACCACUUUGAGGACGGCCGCCGCAGGAACUUCUCAAACAGGCCGGGAGAAGUGUCCGAGCCGAGGGCCGCUGGUGUUCCUCCCCCUUCGACUAAUAACUACAGGACUCCGCAUGAUGCCGGUUACUACUACUAUGGGACCAGCAAUCCAUUACAUCUGGAUCCUCCUUACAAUCAGAAUGUUCUGCCCGGAGGGAGGCGUCAGUUUGGGGAUUUCCACAGUCCUCGUCAAAGACACACUGAAGCGACUGACCAGCCUAUUGUGCCACCCUACGCUGUUGGAGAGCUUCCUGCGGACAAUUCCCAGUGGAGGAGACAGAAGGCACUGAGCCACCAAGAAGCGCUCAGACAGCAGAUUAUAGAGAGACAGGAGCUUAAGAGAAGAGAAACGGAAGAGAACCACCGAUAUGACGCUAAGAUAGAGGCCGAGAUGAUGGCGUACAACCCCUGGGGGAGAUGUGGAGGAGGAGCUUCUAUUAAAGACGGCCAAGGGAACCUUAUCAGUGACUUGAAUCAAAUGCACAGAACCAAUGAAGAGUCCUGUAGGAAUCCCGUAUCCAGGAGAAGCAGACACACACAAAGCUUUCUGAUGACUAAUGGACACACUCCUGUAGACAAAGGCCGUGCUCCUCUUUCCCACCGUCUACCAGAUGGAUCACAGUCCGGCUCUGACGUCGUUCUAGGGUUCAGUGAUCAGCGAGAGCAAUUAAACGAGGACCUGAAACAACAGAUAGAGGAUAACAAGCAAAGGCAGAGGGAGGAGAAGGAACGUCUGAGGAUCAAGGAGGAGAAAGAAGAUAAGAUGCUGGCGGACCAAAGGGCUCGCAUACAGCAACGAUAUGACGAGGAGCAAAGAAAGGAAAAGAUUAGUAAAAAAACCAAACCUGUGGUGCUCCAUGAGCAUAAGCAACAACACCAGGAGCAGGAACAGCGCGUGAGACAGGAAGAAGAGAUCGAGAAGAAGCCACCCGAGAACGCCGGGGACAGAGAGGAGAAAAAGGCGCGGUGGAGUCACGAGCGGAGAGAGCCCUCCCCUCCCAUCCCGACCCUGCAGAGGAAGCGGACGCAUCUCGUAUCGUCCAGACCUUCGUCUGUCGAGAGCCGACUCACCUCCAGGACUGAGGGCUCUGUGUCGACACCACAUUCUCCAGCAGUCCCUGAGAAAAUCUCACAGUUGGAUGGUCAGAAGGAAGUGAUCAGAGAGCUGUCAACCAUCCGUAACUAUCUGAGAAAUGAGCAGAGGCAACUGGAGGUUCAACUAGGCCAGACAGAUCUUCAGGAGACUCGGUACCCUCCGCCCAACAGACCCACAGGCCGACCCAGAGGGACCUUUGAAUCAAUGCUCAAGCAGACUGUCCAGCCACCAACCAGGAAUCCCUUCCCCGGUGCGGCAGACACAGCUUCUCGUGAGGGAGUCCGUCACAUGUACCCCGACCCUGCAGUUGGCGAACAGAGUCUGGACAUCCAACAGCAGGCACUUCUUCGUGAGCAGGAACGGAAAAUCAGGCUGAUGAAGAGAGAGGAAAAGCACGACUCUGUGAAACAGCAACUGAGCCACUAUCCUUCUAGGAACACCCCUGCAUCCUUCCAUAGAGACUCCAUAUUGCCAUCUGAGACCACUUUGAUAGGUAUUUACAGUGGAGAUGCACUGGAAGAGUCGCUACACCAUCAGCCCCCAGCGGAGCGACCGGAGAGCACAACCUCGCCAAGGAGACAUGACUAUGAUGAGGUGUCAGAGACCACGGAUCAGUGGGACCGGAUCAACCCACCGGUGACUGGUUUGAACCUUGGAUCCAACGUCAGGGCCCAAGACAAGCGUCCCGUCAGCAGACAAGACACCGAGGGACCGCCAGAUAAUGAAUUGGAUGACUUGUCUCUGUGUUCAGCCCGGGAGAGGCGUGUCUCCAUGGAGACGGUUCCCACAGAGGUCUGGCUACGGCCGGCACGUCGGAUACCGUAAAGCGUGCCGCGGCUGUACGGAGUGAGAAAACCGCGUGAUGGAUGAUGCUCCACCCUGGCUGACGCACCGCGCCUCACAGCUCUCCUUCUCCUCGGGUUGGCUGUUUGAACGUUGUUGCCGUGCAGCGCAGAAAUCGCUUUCUGCUGACUGACAUGUUAUUUGUGUGUGUGUGUGUUACAUUGCGCAGCUUUAAAUGCACAUUUCCAGUCUGACUAAGAAUAUUAAUGUCAGUUAGUUUAGAGAAGAACCAUUGUAGACAAAACAGAUGGUUUCACUCAGCGUGAAAAAUACACUUUUUAACCUGCAAUAAAAGUUCUGUCAAUACA